Molecule: messenger RNA, 932 nt
Organism: Saprolegnia parasitica CBS 223.65
Lineage: Eukaryota; Oomycota; Saprolegniomycetes; Saprolegniales; Saprolegniaceae
Exons: 10
Coding region: 72-932 (286 amino acids)
Biological process (GO): regulation of actin filament polymerization
Molecular function (GO): small GTPase binding
Source: RefSeq, a predicted model, not a curated record
CGAGCCAAAGCGACGGAGACAUAUCCAAUAUCUCUGAAACCGCUGCUCGCACGAGUAUCGAACCCGUGACCAUGGGCAACGUACAUGCGUCCAAGACGACCAAGGCCAAGCUGCUCCUGCUCCCAGACGAUGAAGCGCCGACGCGAACGAGCACCGACGACGUCGCCGAGGGUCUCAUGCUGCAGCUGCAAGCCUACGAAGCUGAGCCGCCCAACCAGGCCUCGGAGCGACCACGACCACUCGAGGCCAACGUAGCACUCCUCCACAAAGUGUACUUGGUGGCGAUGCACCAUGGCGCGAUUCUGCCCCAGCUCUUGCUGGCUCUGGCAGCACCAGAGACUACCAGCGCAAACCAGCGCGAGCAGCUGCAGAGAGUGGCCGAUAUCUGCAUCUUUGCUCUCGCCUUUGACAAUUUCAAGGCCAUGACGCCCCGCGUGCAGAACGACGUGAGUCUCUACCGACGGCAUCUCGCAUCCUCCGCCAAGAAGGAGAAUGCGAUGCACGAGAUUUCAGAGACGCAAGUAAACGCGCUCUCCCUCUUCCUCGGUGAGCACAUGCCUGCGAUCAAGCUCCUCGGCCGCGCCAUUGCCGAUACCUUGUUGCACCACCCCGACGCAGCGACCGCGCUGGCAUCUGUCGCCCACGCGGCCUACGCGACGCUAUCGACCAAGUCGGCGUCGCUGGACGCAGCGCAAGCUGUCUACUGCAUGCGCGCGAUGGCGGCGACGAUCUUGGUCUUGGACCAUAGCCUCGCCCAAGGCGUCUUUGCAGCGUCGUCGCCGCUCAAGGUCAAACGCUGUCUUCGAGCGCUGGUCGAUGGACGCAAGACGCUGCCAGCGUGCACGCAGCUGCUGGACGCCAUCAAGUUUGCCAGUCGCCACGGCAACGACAGCAGCACGCCGCGACACAUCCGAUCGAUGCUGCACAAUUGA